Planococcus citri (citrus mealybug) is the source of this 1989-nucleotide messenger RNA. Its product is annotated as vesicular glutamate transporter 1-like. Gene Ontology annotation, cellular component: membrane. The transcript has 10 exons. Gene Ontology annotation, molecular function: transmembrane transporter activity. Bases 496 to 1935 code for a protein of 479 amino acids. Gene Ontology annotation, biological process: monoatomic anion transport; transmembrane transport. NCBI's taxonomy places the organism in Eukaryota, Metazoa, Arthropoda, Insecta, Hemiptera, Pseudococcidae. The record is from RefSeq and is a predicted model, not a curated record.
UCCUUCUAAUGUUACAAAAAACUUUCCACUACGAAACAAUUAUAUCUUUAAUUCUUUACGAAUAUUGAUUACCGAACACCUACGAUGAAAGAGUCACCCGAUAGCUUAUAUCCGGAUCUACUCGUACAAUAAUUAGAGAGAAAAAAUUAAAAAAUUACCUAAAAAGAACUUUAAAUACGUAGGUAUUCGUACUAGGUACACAUUUUCUGGAACUUAUAUUGUUACCUACGUAAUUAGAUCGUCAUACCUACUUCUGCUAUGAAGAAGGUGGUUAAUGAAUAAAAAAGUAAUUUUACACGUAAAACAAAGAAGAAUGCUUAUCACAAAAUUUAACACUAAAAAAACAUCGUUUAUAUAAACUCAAUUGUGUACGAUUCGAGAUAUUAGACCGGCGUGAAAAUUAAUUGCACAGAAAGUACCUAGACCUACAUACACGUACCUCUUAAAAUCACUCUAAGAAAUGUGACAUGAAGAAGUUCAAUUCUAUUCAACAAAAUGUUACCAAAUCAGCAGAUGCAGAAUCAAAACGGAAAAGUACGAAGCAACGUUACACCUUCGAUAUGGUUUUCGAAACGUUUUUUCGUCGCCAUUGUGAUGUUUCUAUGUUAUGCAAAUACAAAUAUGGUAAUGAUUAAUAUCAACAUAGCCAUCGUUGAGAUGGUAUCAGAUAAAGUGAUCGUAUCAGGAAACCAGACCACCGUACAACCAGCUGAAUUCCAAUGGGAUCCAUUCGCAGUCAGUAUAAUUUCGAGUAUAUAUUUCUACGGAGGAUUGUUCUCUGUUUUCGGAGGAUAUUUUGUACAGAAAAUGGGAGGUUCGGUGAGCGGUGCUUUUGCCAUGACCAUCUCUGGCUUAUUGACCAUGUUACAACCAGCAGCAUUAUACCUGGAUUUUCGAGUGUUUUUGACAUUUCGCUUAUUAAACGGUUUUUUUGCGAAUUGCUUCUUCUUAAGCGCAGCUGAAAUAUACUCGCGAUGGAUUCCAAGAAAAGAAAGAUCUACGUUAAUUUCAUUCAGCUACAUGGGAAUAAAUUUUAGUUCAGUGAUCUCCUAUCCUCUAUUCGGAUACAUGGCUGACCGAUUAGGCUGGCAAAUGGUAUUUUACGUUUCAGGUAUGAUAUCGAUAGCUUCAUCUUUACUUUGCUUCAUUAUCGUGAAAAAUCAACCAUCUCAAGACAAAUGGAUUUCUACGGAGGAGCUUCGUUAUAUCCUUGAUGGAAUUGACAAUCGUAGUACUUCGAAAACAAUUUCUCAUCCUUACAAAAAAAUUUUAUCAUCAGGGGCUGUUUGGACACUGUGUCUAGCAAAGUUUUCAUUAUUAUGGCAAGAGAAUAUUACAAGCGGAUGUUUACCUUUGUACAUAAAAGAUAUGACUGGAAAAAGUACCGAUCAAAUUGGCGUCCUUUCAUCAAUUCCAAAAAUUUCCACAAUCGUUAUAUAUCCACUUGCCGGAGCAUUGCUGGAUUAUUGGAAAAAUAACACUGGAAUUCAGCUAACUCGAAUGCACAAAAUAGUGAUCACUUUUUCAUUCCUCUUGGCCAGCGUCUUAUUUACGUUAUCGGCAUUUUUUUCCAAUUUCAUCAUUACUUUGAUCAUCUUCACUGCGAUACAAAUCAUUGGGUCAAUGGCGCCUCCAGUUAUUGAACCAAACAUGGUGAAUAUUGCUCCAAAUGACUCGUGCGUUGUAACCGGACUAUGUAAGGUUUUCGCAUCGCUCAGCAUGCUUAUUUCGAGAACAUUAACAGGUCUCAUGACCAUCAAUCACAGUCUACAAGAAUGGAAUAACUGUUUUCUUUUGACAUCGGUCGUUUUAAUAAUUGGUACUGCGAUAUUCAACAUGUAUGGAUCAAGUGAAGCUCAGUCGUGGUCUCUGUCAUCAGACGGUCAAGAAGAACGUGAUCAUUUGAUAAACAAUAAGAACCGAAAUCAAAAAUAGGAUAAUUCGAUGUUACGAUCUCUUAUGUGAAAAAUCAAAUAAAUGCAUCAGUAA